Penicillium robsamsonii is the source of this 186-nucleotide messenger RNA. RefSeq lists its product as uncharacterized. The record is from RefSeq and is a predicted model, not a curated record. The transcript has a single exon. NCBI's taxonomy places the organism in Eukaryota, Fungi, Ascomycota, Eurotiomycetes, Eurotiales, Aspergillaceae. The coding region runs from base 1 to 186 and encodes 61 amino acids.
AUGCCAAGUCCUGAUGAGAUGCAGAGCAAGAUGCUCCACAUCAAAGAUCAGAACCACUUGGGCCGCUUUGCAAAUCAUGAAGACGUCAAUCAAGAGAACCCAUAUGUCGAGAGAUGUCCCAAAUGGGCCGACGGAGGUGGUAGGAGUCGUGGCACAAUGUCUAUAGCAGGCACAGCCCGAAAAUAG